UCAUAUCACUUGGAACAGCCCCGCACAUGAUGCGUCUGCUGUACACGUGGUGUGCUCUGGCCUGCGUGCUACUGUUGACCGGGGAUGCAACUGCCCGGCAAACCUGUGACCGCAACAGAUACGUCAAUGGCUGUUCCGUGCCCUACAAGUGGAUACCCUUCAAGAAUACAUUCAGACCUGCUUGUAACAGACAUGAUGUUUGCUAUUCCUGUGCUGCUGCUUAUGGAAUAUCAAAAGCAACAUGUGAUCGGAGGUUUCUGCGAAGUAUGAGACAGAUUUGUUCGAGAUCCAGGCUUCGAAAUUGCCGAUCGACGUCGUUUGUUUAUCAUUUCGGAGUAGCUGUAUUUGGAAGACGACACUUCAGUAAAUCAGUUUUACCUGGCUGUCGUGAUCCAUGGGUGAGACAGUGUCUGUAAAUGUGAUGUCACUUCACGCCAUGCAUUCAAUAAAAUGAUAUUGAUAUCAA
Messenger RNA from Haliotis rufescens (red abalone), 466 nucleotides. Its product is annotated as conodipine-P3-like. NCBI's taxonomy places the organism in Eukaryota, Metazoa, Mollusca, Gastropoda, Lepetellida, Haliotidae. The transcript is spliced from 3 exons. Gene Ontology annotation, molecular function: A2-type glycerophospholipase activity. The record is from RefSeq and is a predicted model, not a curated record. Bases 27 to 416 code for a protein of 129 amino acids. Gene Ontology annotation, biological process: phospholipid metabolic process; arachidonate secretion.